AUGUAUCGAAUCUUUGCUCAACUAAAGGACCACAUAAAUAAAUUAGAUGAACUUGAUCUACUCAAUCGAUUAAUUAAGGAGACAAAACAACGACAUGACGCCCAAACGUCACUUGAUAAAUGGGAAGAUAAUUCUCGAAUCAAUCGUCGUCUCAAAGAUCUUCAAGCUAUCUUUGAGUUCAAUGGUGAUAAUAAAUCAUCGAACCAUCCAUUCCGUGUCACACCAACCGGUUUACAACAGAUAAUAGAUCGACAAAAGAUCAAAUCCUACUUCGAUUUAGGAUGUGGAGAUGGAAAUAUUACAGCUGGAAUCGGAGCUUAUUUAGGUUUGACUAAAGAAGCAAUUUUCGGAGGUGAUGUAUACGAAGUACAAAAUAAGGCAAUUACAUUUAUUAAAGUGAAUGAAAAUCAAUCAACUAUUGAUCUUCCUUCUAAUCAUGUUGACCUUAUAACUUCUUUCGUUACAUUUCAUCAUAUAUCUCAAAUUAAACAGACGCUUACCGAACUUGUUCGCAUUCUUCGACCAGGAGGUUAUCUUAUUUUGCGUGAACAUGAUUGUAAAAAUGAAUAUUCACUUUCAGCCAAAUAUCUUAAUUUUGUUCAUGCUAUCAUGAUGAUUGCACGAGUUGGAGAAUUUGCUGAUUCUCCAAAUGAUCAUGACAGAAAAAAUCAA
Messenger RNA from Rotaria sp. Silwood1, 672 nucleotides. The record is from the annotation of a GenBank genome assembly. NCBI's taxonomy places the organism in Eukaryota, Metazoa, Rotifera, Eurotatoria, Philodinida, Philodinidae.